Nannizzia gypsea CBS 118893 is the source of this 2637-nucleotide messenger RNA. Its product is annotated as vacuolar protein sorting 53. The transcript is spliced from 3 exons. Lineage: Eukaryota; Fungi; Ascomycota; Eurotiomycetes; Onygenales; Arthrodermataceae. The record is from RefSeq and is a predicted model, not a curated record. The coding region runs from base 1 to 2637 and encodes 878 amino acids. Gene Ontology annotation, cellular component: GARP complex. Gene Ontology annotation, biological process: retrograde transport, endosome to Golgi.
AUGCCAACAAACGGGGACCCAGAGAUCGACCCACUGGAUGGAGGCAAGUCUGACUAUAACCCUAUCGAACACCUAAACGCCAUCUUCUCCCACCCAUCUACCCUUGUCGCUGUGCCCAAGACCUCCCAAGCCCUCAAGGUAUACCAAGAUGAACUUGACGAAAAUAUCUCUACACUCGUGGAAGCGCAGGCAGCUUCCAACCUGGAAAGCGUUGAGCGUAUCCGCAAUGCAAAGGAAGACAUGGCCGAGCUGUUUAAGAAGAUCGAGGAAGUCCGGGAGCGAGCUUUGAAAACGGAACAGGCGAUUACGGCGAUGACAGCGGACAUCAAACAGCUGGACAAUGCAAAGGGAAAUCUGACGCUGUCUAUGACGACGCUGAAGAGGCUUCAGAUGCUUACUACCGCGUAUGAGCAGCUGAAAGCACUAAGCAAAUCACGGCAGUAUCGGGAUUGCGCACAAUUGCUCCAGGCCGUUAUACAGCUGAUGGCGCAUUUUAAAUCAUACCGUUCGAUUGAUCAGAUUGCUACACUGAGCCGCAAUGUAGCAGAUAUACAGCGGGAGCUACUGGAACAAGUUUGCGAAGACUUCGAGAUCAUAUUUGCCAAGGGUGAGACAGCGCAAAAGAGAAACAUUCUGGCAGAGGGAUGCCUGGUCAUGGAGGCAUUGGGAGACAUGGCUAAAUCGAGGCUCAUCACUUGGUAUUGUAAUACGCAACUAAGAGAAUACCGUCAGGUUUUCAGAGGAAACGAAGAGGCCGGAUCCCUUGAUAAUAUCUCCAGGAGGUAUUCUUGGUUUAAAAGGAUGCUAAAAACCUACGACGAAGAGCAUGUGACAAUUUUCCCGGCCUCCUGGAAGGUCAACGAGGUUUUAGCAAACAUCUUCUGUGAAGGUACUAGGGAUGACUUCAAAGGGAUACUUUCCCGGUCGGUUCGCAGCGGACAGACCGUGGACGUUAAUCUUAUACUAUCUUGCCUUCAAGAAUCCCUUGAUUUCGAGCAAUUCCUUGAUAGGCGUUUCACCAAUGCAUCUCGUGCAUCUACGGAUACCUUUGCCUCCAGUGAAACGCCCAUUUUCUCGCAGACUAUAUCUGAGGCCUUUGAGCCUUAUCUAAGUUUAUGGGUAUCUGCUCAAGGCAAACAGCUUGACACCCUCAUCCGAAAAUAUAGGGAGCAGCCCAUUAAACCAGAAGAUGAAGAAUAUUCUCCACAACUGGUUGUACACUCUUCAACGGAACUUUUCACCUUCUACCGCUUAUCCCUUGCACAAUGCGCCAAACUCUCCACGGGCAACUCUCUUGCAGAAUUGACGAAGGUGUUUGCGAAAUAUCUGGAUCAGUAUGCUCAGCAAGUACUACUCCAUUAUAUCAGCGAUCACUCAGGAAGUCAGACUUCUUCCAAACUGCCAUCAUGUGAGGAUCUUACUAUGGUCCUGAAUACUGCAGAUUAUUGCUAUACUACUUGUAAUCAACUUGAAGAGAAGAUCAAGAGCAAGAUAGACGAGCCGUUUAAGCAACAAGUGAAUCUCCAGAGUCAGGCAGAUUCGUUCAUGGGAAUAGCCAGUGCAAUUGUCCGUCUCCUUGUGCGGAAAGUUGACAUCGGACUAGAACCGACCUGGAGAGAGAUGCGGAAUACAAAUUGGAGUGCGCAGGAUGGUGUCGGAGAUCAAAGCCCAUACGUUGAAGUCCUUUUGUCGAACUUGAAGUCAAAAUCGGAUGAGGCCUUAGGGAUGCUUCACAAACAACAGUAUCAGCGGGCAUUUGUCGAUAAUCUGGUGGAACAUACGUCAACAAGUUAUAUCUCAAAUAUAUAUCAGUGUAAGCCAGUUUCGGAAGCUGGUGCAGAGCAGAUGCUUCUUGACAGCUAUGGCAUAAAAACAGGUCUAACGGGUCUUCUCUCACCGGCUCCCGCUGCUUUUACAAAGCGCGUUCACCAAAGUUUCCAGAAAAUUGAUACCCUUCUUAAAACUCUACAGGUUCGGGCCGUUCCGCCGGAGGCUCUUGUACAGGCAUAUCUGAUUCACAUUGCUGAUAAAAGUGACAACAACUUCCGGAAAAUACUGGACAUAAAGGGGAUAAGGAGUAAACAGGAACAGAACCGUCUUAUUGAAUUGUUCCAGGCUCAUAAGACAUCCAAUCGCCACGCUCCAAAUCUACAAGAGAGCAAUCCCUUAAUUUCCUAUCUACAGCCACCAGCUCCUGCUACCCCUACUACUCCCUCUGUGGCCCAAGGCCUCGGCUUGGCUAAUCUCGGAGGAGCCACAGCUUCUUCUGGAGCUAACGCGCUUCCUGCACGCUUCGAUCCAUCAAUGCUCGGCUCUGCUCUUAUAUCAGCCGCUCGCGAUGGGGUUGAUAGGCUUGGAACGCCAGGUUUAGGGAACCUCGGAAAUACACCUGGUGGGAUUUCGGGUGGCAGCGGUCGUGCAGCGACUGGUUCAGUAGCUCAGUCUGGAUCAGGAACACCACUAUCAAACCAGAUUAUAAACUCGGCAGGACAGAAUGCGGAUGCAAAUGAAGGAAGCUCUUCUGCCGCUGCAAACCUGAAUGAGAAUCUCAAAAACAUCGGAAAAUUUUUCCGUAGAGAUCUCAGUGGUUUGGGUGGAAGGUUUGGAAUAGGCAGCGAUGAUGGUAGUCAGAGAUGA